Molecule: messenger RNA, 642 nt
Organism: Trypanosoma cruzi
Lineage: Eukaryota; Euglenozoa; Kinetoplastea; Trypanosomatida; Trypanosomatidae
Exons: 1
Coding region: 1-642 (213 amino acids)
Source: RefSeq, a predicted model, not a curated record
AUGUCGAACUGCCCCCACCCGAGAGGCGAUUGUGGCGGUCGCUCCGUUGCCGCUGAGGGCACUCUUGUCCCCAGUCACAUUUCGUGUGGGGACUUCACUUUUCAGGGCGGUCAAACACCGAGGAAAGAACUGGCUGGUGUUCACACUUCUGCCCUGAUGCAGCCAGGUUUAUCGUCCGCAGUGCCGUCGAAUUCCAUUUUGAGCUUCUCGCACGAUGUAGUGGCCGCAGGAAAUGGAAUGCCACCGUCCGUGUCUCCUGCUUCUUCAGAAAAAAAAAAAGUUUUGGGGACUUCUGGCGGCGGUGGCAGUGCCGAGGGUACAUUAAACUCCGCCAACAGUUCGGAUCAGGGUCCCACCGGCACCCCCGUAAAAAGGAAUACAAAGCCUUUGGUGCCACAGCAACAUGUUACUAAAUGUCAGCUAACACCGAAUGAUGCUGCCGCUUCGGGUCUCCUCAUCACCACGCCUGAAACACCCUGUAAUGAAAAAAAUCCGGUGUACGCGGCCGUUGGUGCUGCUAGACAAUCGCGUGAACGGAUGAUAUCGGCCGAAAACUUCACUGUAAUACAACCGGGAGGGAAACUCAGAACGCACUUACCACCACAAAGGGAAAGCGGGAGCGACAAGAAGGGAAAGAAAUAA